Messenger RNA from Halteromyces radiatus, 5295 nucleotides. RefSeq names its product armadillo-type protein. The transcript is spliced from 11 exons. Lineage: Eukaryota; Fungi; Mucoromycota; Mucoromycetes; Mucorales; Cunninghamellaceae. Bases 1 to 5295 code for a protein of 1764 amino acids. Gene Ontology annotation, cellular component: endocytic vesicle; membrane; Golgi apparatus. Gene Ontology annotation, biological process: intracellular protein localization; endocytosis; retrograde transport, endosome to Golgi. The record is from RefSeq and is a predicted model, not a curated record.
AUGUGGCAUGACAAAAUAUUAGGACAAAACACUAUCAACGCAUUCACUCAGUUACUCAAAGGUGCAGGAAAGGCAGCAACAGAAACAAGUUUGAAGGAUUGGAUGAAGUCUCUGAAACAAGGAUUGGUUGACAAAGCACUUGCGAUGCGGAUAUCAUCAGCUCAGUGCAUUGAAGCAUCGAUUCGUCAUACAAGUCAAGCAUAUACAAAUCAUGAUGUAGAGCAGUUGCUUCAAAUCAUCUUCAAAUCAUUCGAGAAUUCAAGUUUUCCUGUUCGGCGGGCGAUCUCUUCCCUUUGUGCAACGCUUUUGGCAUUUACACAAUCUUCUGCUAUGGUCGAUCCAAACAAACCCAACGUGAAAUAUGCAAUGACUGGCGAUAAAUCUGUCACAAUAACAAAGAAAUCACAAGGCUUACAAGCGGAUACCUCUCUUAUGUCUGUCGAUGAAAUGCUGGAACAACUCUCAACAUUUUAUGGUCGACCAACAACUAGUCGUGAAAUCAAAAUCGGUAUUAUAGAAUCCUAUGCUACAUUAUUUACACUUCUUGGAACGGAUUUUGUGGACACCAACUACUCAACUAUUGCAAAACAUCUAUUCAAAGAAAUAUUAGAAGGUGGAUCCAAAACUACUACUAUAUUAGAUGCUUCUGAUGGGGCAUUCGCUCGUGCUCAAGUUUUCUUUUUAUUACACAAUACUAUUGGGAAACGUCUUCUCAGCGAACAAGGUCAAGCCUCAGCUAUACGAAUUCUAGUGACUCAAUGGAUCAAACUAUGGCCUUCACUCAUUCCGAAUCAGGUUCCGGUUAGCAAACAUACUCUUAUAUGUGUUACAAAUGUGGUCUCUUCUUUGAUAUGUGAAUUGGAAGGUGCUUCUGUCUCUGUUCAGGAUGUCUUAGUUGAACCUCUGUUUGUACUUUUGACUCAUCCAAGUUUUGCUGUACAAACAGCAGCAAUUUGGUGUAUCCGUUGUGUUUGUUAUUCUGUUCCGGCAAAUUUACCUUACCUCUUACCUAGAACUUUGAACUCAUUGGAAAAAGAUUUGGCUAAUCUAUCAAACUCAACUACCACUCUACAAAUUCAACAACGUACUAUUGCCUAUGCUUAUGCUGCUGCUGCUAUUAUGAGUGUAUUUCCUUCUCGACCAAUUUACACAUCAUUUGAUCUCAGUGCUCGUGCCAUGUCAAUUGCAAGUCAUUUACUCAAGAAUAUCAACAAAGAUUCCAAAAUUGCAAGUGUUCAACUUCAAGUUGCCUGGACCCUGGUUGGAUCCUUGAUGUGUUUGGGUCCAAAUCUGGUGAAACUUCAUCUCCCUCAGUUGUUACUCUUUUGGAAAUCUGCACUUCCCAAACCAACUGGAAAAGAAGCAAAUGCUAUAAGAAAUGAAGCAGAAUGGUCCUACUCUCUUCACUCGCGUGAAUGUGCUACUACCUCUAUUUAUAGUUUUCUUCUUCACAACAAUGUGUCUUUGGUUACCUUGGAUAUUGCAAAACGUAUAUCGGCUUUAUUGAACAAUUCUUUUGCAUUUUUGGCGACCGCUCCUGCUACCUUCUCAGCCUCUGUCUUAUCUCCAUGCCUUCCGUAUGAAACGAAAUUGACCGAUCAAUAUUAUGGAUUACGACGACGACUUUUCCAAUGUUUUGUCACUCUUCGACCGCUACUAUCAACAUAUGAAUCAUCACUUACUAGUUUGCUUCGAAAUUCUCUAACUGUUUUUACCGAACCAGAAAAGGUGACUCCUUCAUCCGGUACACAUUCUCAAGUGACUGCAACUAUACCUGGUCAAUUUGUUAGUUUGUGGUCUGCAACUGAUGGUCAUGGUUACGGGGUGACAAGUAAAUUGAAAGGGUAUCAUGUUGAUGUUGGUACAAUGGAUACUGAUCAGUACGAAGACAACCUUAGGGGGAAAGAAUGGGUGACAAAGGAUCGAUUUGAACGAGUAGAAGAAUUAUUAGAACGUCCUAUUCUUGGUUCAGCCGAACUGGAUCCUCUUUAUCUCUAUACAACUUUUGACAAGGACACUCGACAGACCAUGAUUCCAGAACCAGUUGCUCCUUCGACUUCUUAUGUGGAUUCCAGUAUUGAAUUAUUUGCGACUCUAUUUCCAAGUCAACCUCCUCCAGUUCAAGAAUCAACGUAUGAACUUAUCGCCAAAGUAGUCAAGGACAGUCGAUCAGAAAAGAAGUCUCCAAAACGAGCAGCCGUUCUCGUCAAUGUAGUUGUCGCGUUAUUAGGGGCUUUGAAGAAUAUGAUGACAGCAUCAUCAGCACAUCAACGAAACAGCAACAACAGUAACGACAAUAAUUCAUUGAACAUCCAGCGCAAAAAUACCAAUAGUACCGAAGUCGUUAUACAGGAUACUAUCGCUAUUGGUCGAGCGACACAACUUGUACAAGAAAUUCUUAUGGAAGCCGUUGGACAUCCAGAUCCUUAUUUACGAAAUGCAGCAGCGGAAACGAUGGGACGCCUUACAACUAUUGUUGGUGGAUCAUUUGUCGCCUCACAGAUGCAGCAGCUAGUGGACUUGGUGGUUAGUAAUCGUGAUCCAGAUGUACGUGCGGGAUGUGCUUUGGCAAUUGGUUAUAUAUAUUGUCAUGUUGGUGGUAUGGCAGCAGCUCCUCAUCUCAAAACGAUCGUUGGUAUACUAUUGUCUCUUAGUAGUGAUCCUCACCCUGUAGUGCAUGUAUGGGCAUUGGAAGCUUUGGCUAUGACGGUGAGCGCAGCUGGUCUUAUGUUUUCUGGUUUUGUUAAUAGCACUCUCGGAAUGGUGGCCAAACUCUAUCUUAGCGAAACACAUGAACCUGGCAGUGGAUCGAUAGCUGUUUCAAAUGCAGGUAUGUCAGUUGGAUUUACAGCUUACCAAGAAUUUGGACGGAUUAUCUAUGAGUUGAUUGGUACACUUGGUCCAGAAUUACAAGCAUCAUCCAAAAUCCGCGAAUUAUGCCUCAAUAUGGUGGAAGAACUCAAAUUGGAACCUGAUCAACGUGUCAAUGUGGAGGCUAUCCGAUGUAUACAGCAUUUCCUCAUGUUUGCUCCUCAAUAUUUACAAGUGCACGAAUUAGUACCUUAUUUACAACAACAAAUCACUUGCCUUCAUAUCCCACUCAAGAAGGCGGCUGUCACUUGCUUGUAUCAGUUGGUGCAACGUGAUGCUAGUUUGGUCUUCAAGGCGGCACAUCAAGGAUUGGACAACGAACUAUUCAAAAUGCUUGAUACGGAUCCCAAACUGUUUGAUGUUAAAAAUGUGAUCAAGAGUUGGCUCAAGGAAACAUGUGUACAAGAACCAUCAGUAUGGGUGAAUAUCACAAAACGGAUAUUAACUCGGAAUCUGACCUCAGGCCAAGCUACGGACGACAACAAUAACAAUACAGGUGGAACCUCUGAAUUCACAUCUCCUUUUGCAGGUGGUGGACGUGGUAGAAAGAAACACAGUGGAGGCAACAUGGGUGGUCUAGCAUUUGGAGAAAGUGACAAUGGCAAUGAUGGUAACGCUUUGGAUGAUGACUACGAUGAUGAUGACUAUGAUGAUGAUGAUGAUAAUGACGAUGAUGGAUUUGUGGAUGAUGAUGUGAUUGAUAUACCAACCUCUGUGGCUGAUGCAUCUGGUAUGACAUCAAGACUCUCUGUCAAUGUGGAAAUUCCUCCUAGGUGGCGUACCCAAUUGUUUGCUCUACAAUGUUUACAAAAGACUAUUGAUUUGAUCCAUGCUCAAGGUGAUCCCGAACAUUUCAAUUUGAUAUUGGCAAGAAAACGAAGACAACAGGCUGGAAUUGGUGACUAUUUGGUUUUCCGUGUGCCAGAUUUGAUUCGACUUUCCUUCAUAGCAGCAACGGCUCAAGUCAAUGAAUUACGUCUAGGUGGUAUCGCUUUAUUGAAAAUGGUGAUAGAGAAAUUUGCUGCAACAGAAGAUGCUGAUCUAGAAGGGAUGUUAUUAUUGGAACAAUAUGCGGCACAAAUUGGUGCAGCAUUGACACCUGCUUUUGGAUCCGACUCAUCUUCCGAAAUUGUAUCUGCUGCUGUUCGUGUUUGUGCCAUUUAUGUUGGUAGUGGUAUUGUGAAGGACUUGUAUCAACUUGGUCGUGUUUUAAAAUUGUUGACUUCAGCAUUAGAUCGUUGCAAAGAUGAAUCCAAGUUAUCUGGUGUGGGUGAAGUCAAGGAUCUAAGUCCACAUGCUUCGGUGAUGGUCAAGUUAUCUGUUCUCAAUGCUUGGGCUGAAUUACAGGUUGCAAGUCAACGACAAGAUUACAUUCGUCAAAUUUUACAACCAAAUCUGAAUGCUCUUAGUCCAUUAUGGCUACGCUCUCUACAAGAUUAUGCUCGAAUUCGUUUGGAAUCGGAUAUUACUGCUCUUUCAAGUAGUUCUGAAGGUGUUCAUGCUUCAUCAUCUAGUGGGAUGGAUUCUAUGUAUUCAGCUGCUACCAAGGAAGUCGUUUUACCUUAUUAUCGACGAUCAUGGUUAAAGAUUAUGGAAGCAGUGGCAUCUCUAAUUGAAACAAAGUCAACAUCAAUGAUGGAUGCAUUAUCAAAUAUGAACAACUCCAAUCUGACGGACGACAAAACUUCACCAUCUGACCUGUUUUAUAUCUUAUUUGGAUUAUGUUUGGAGAAUCUAUCUCGUAUAUCUAGUAGCAGUACUGGUCGUUUGGACAUAUCUUCUAUAAUGCCAUCUUUGACUGGUGCUUCAUUUUUACCCAAGGCGAUUUUUCUGGAGUUAAUGAAUGUGUUUGAUCGACUUGUACAGACUGAAGGUUAUAAUGUGCAAUUAAUUAUCAUCGAAAUCAUUCACCGUUUGAUUACAAAUUAUAAUGCUACUGCUCUCUGUGAUGAUUUGGAAAACUGUCUUGAAGAUUCUGGUGACUUGAUUACAGUGGACAAUACUUUGGAUUCAGGCGUAUUUCCUACAACUGCCAAGCUUUAUUACCUGUUACGACUUUUGGUGAGUGUUUUUGUACAACACAUUCCUUCACUGCGCAAUAAAGUCAUGUCGGCUCGUCCUUUUGGAGAGAAUGAUAAAGAAAGCCUCUCAACAUUACUCCGGUCAUCUCUUGAAGCUUUGGCACAAUUGGUCAAGAUGACACCUCCUAAAUAUAGAGUUGAUCUUUUGGCCAUUGCAUUACAUAUAUAUAUAGAAAUCCUUGCUUCUUCUGAUCUAUCCAAUACUCUGGGCCCAUGUACACUUGUAUGUAUGAAAAUGAUGCUACAUCAGCUUGAAAGUGAUUUAUCAACCUCCGAAAUUAGCUCCUUAUCUCAUGUUGUAUCAAAUGCCCUACAAACUCUUUUGCAAGGCAUCUUUUUGUAA